Schistocerca piceifrons (Central American locust) is the source of this 5756-nucleotide messenger RNA. RefSeq names its product cell division control protein 42 homolog. The coding region runs from base 1 to 678 and encodes 225 amino acids. The record is from RefSeq and is a predicted model, not a curated record. Gene Ontology annotation, molecular function: GTPase activity; GTP binding. Gene Ontology annotation, biological process: small GTPase-mediated signal transduction. NCBI's taxonomy places the organism in Eukaryota, Metazoa, Arthropoda, Insecta, Orthoptera, Acrididae. The transcript has 3 exons.
AUGGCUCCCGCGGGCGACUGCUCCAGCCCGCUGCUGCAGGAGCCGGGCGCGGCCGCGGAAGCGGGCGACCGGCACGCCAUCAAGUGUGUGCUCGUGGGCGACGGCGCCGUGGGCAAGACCGCGCUCGUCGUCAGCUACUCCACCAACGGCUUCCCCAGCCGAUACGUGCCCACCGCCUACGACACCUUCACAGUGAUGGUCCGGGUCGACGGGCGGCCGUACAGCGUGCAGCUCUGCGACACAGCGGGCCUGGACGCGUUGGACCCGGUGCGCGCACUGUGCUACCCGGACGCGGACGUCUUCCUGGUGGUGUUCAGCGUGGUGGCGCCGGCGACGCUGCGCUCCGUGGAGCGGCGCUGGGCGCCCGAGGUGCGCCGCUGCUGCCCCGACGCGCCGCUGGUGCUGGUGGGCACGCAGGCCGACCGGCGCCGCGACGCCCGCCUGCUGGCAGAGCUGUCUGCGCGCGGCCAGGCGCCCGUGUCGAGCGCCAGGGCGGCCGAGGCCGUGCGCGCCGUGGGCGCCGCCGUCUACGUCGAGACCUCGGCGCUCACCCAGAGGGACCUCAAGGAGGCCUUCGACCAGGCCAUCGUCUGCGCGCUGCGCCGCCGCGGGCUGCUGCGCCCGCCGCCCCCGCGCCGGAAGAAGCCCUCGGGGCUGUUGUGCUGUUGCCGCCGCUAGCUUCCGAGCCCAGUUCCGUCGCAGCAACGCUACCGGUCCAAUUCCCCAUUCUCAGUCGGUUAUCCGCUGUUGAUGCAACACCGCGAGGAGUCCUACCACAUCAUCUAUAGAUGCUGCCAAUUACGAACUGGCGAUGCCACAUCAAGACUAACGCUACUGUGCUACAGACCGAGGAGGUGCUACAGCAGCAUUUCAGUCCUACGUGUCCACAUCUUCAUUCAUCUCUAUCCAUUUACCAGGAACUGACGAUCCAACACCGAGGCAGAAGAGGUACUACAUCUCCUGGUGCUCUGAAGCCUGCCUCCAACGACUCCCUGAAUGACUCGUCAGUCACAGUAUCUCACUGUCUGUGACGCAACUUCGGGACAAAUGGUACUGCACUAGAGAACGAAGAUGUGCUAGGCCCGUCUCCAACAGCCUCGCAACACCACCCUCCCGUUUCUGCAGCCGUCUACUUUCUGGGAACUGGUGGUAUGGCAUUAAUAUGGGGCACCAGUGUGCUGGAGACAUAAGAGGUGCCCUACAUCGGCUAAGACUGCCAAUACUGCAUCUGCUGGCUUUCGAAACAAGUCCAUCAGCUCUUAUAAACAGCAAGUGACAUCCCGGCGAGUUCUACUGUCCUAGAGGAUGAAGAGAUCUACAUCUACGUCCAUACUCCGCAAGCCACCUGACGGUGUAUGGCGGAGGGUACUUUGAGUACCUGUAUCGGUUCUCCCUUCUAUUCCAGUCUCGUAUUCUAAGCUUUUCUCCAACACCGUCUUAACAUCCCAGUUUCUUCAUCCAUCUCGACAUCCACUUACCAGAAACCAACUGUACAACAUCGAGAGGAGUGUUAGUGGGCUGCGAAGCAAGCAUCCACCAUCUCUCAAAAUCAGUCGUCCAUUUUAUAAUCCAGUAUCAGAUACUCACUGUUUAACUGGUGACGCAACAUCCAGACAACUGCUUCUGUACAAGAGGACGAAGAGAUAAUCGGCCUGUCUCCACCACUUUCUCAAACUUGACUGUCCACGUCUGUUUUCGUCCGCAUAUCAGGAACUGGCAAUGUACCAGCAUGGGUAUCACAGUACUCAAGUCAUAAAACGUACCCUCCGUCGGCUGACUCUGUCUGUCCUACCUCCGCUGGCAUUCAAAACCAAAGUUCUUUUACAAAUAUCGCUAUCAUUUACGCAUUGCCGAGUAACGACAACUGGUGAUAUGGCAUGGAGACAAAAUAUGUGCUAGAGGAUGAAGAGGUGUAAGGAUUCUCUACGCAAACAUCUCAACCCAGUCCGCCCAAUUCUUCAUUCACUACCAGUUAACUACUUUCUCUUAGAGGGAAUUUGCAAGACAUUUACUACAGUGCUUGAGACAACAGUGGUGCUACAUUUCUUGGCGCUGCAAAGACCGCCUCCAACAGCUCUCAAAAUCAGUCUCCAUUUCGUAAGCCACAGCUAUUGUCCAGUACACACAACUGGUGACGUGAGGUCAAGACGAAACCUACUGUGCAACAGAACCAAGAGCUGCUAAGCCUAUCUCAAGGAGCAUCUCUACCUAGACCGACCGUUUGUGCAUUCGUCCACUAACCGGAAACUGGCAAUGUACAACUACAACAGGUCCAAAAGAACGUUGUCAGCAAUUGGUGACGCAACAUUAAUGUGACUUCUACUGUGCUAGGUAGCCAGGAACUGUUACACCUGUUUCCACCGUCGUCUCAACUCUCGCUGUCCAGUUCUUCAUUUGCUACCAGUUACCCAUUAUUCCUUACUAUGUACUGACUGUUAAGGCCAAGGCGAGUGAUACUAUGCUUGGACGAGAGGAAAUGCUACCUGGAGGCUCUGACCGUUCUAUAUUUGCCAGCGGUUCAACUUUGACAGUUCAGCACUUGACAACUGGUUAUGCGCUCUCCAUUUUUGAGAACUAGUGAUGUGUCGUCAGAAGAAGAAGAACACCUCCUCGUGAAGGGCAACAGUUACUAUAGUGCUACGCCUGUUUUCAGCACUUAAGUCAUCUGUCAACUAAUUGUUAAUUCACUGACUUCAUCAGUAACUGGCAAUCGACAACAAGAUGAACGUAACUACUCCUGAACCAGUAAAUGGAACAGUACUCCUAAUGCUUUUUUUUUCGGACUUACAGUGUACAGUUUGAUGCCACGUAUUCACUGCCCACCGUGACAGAAUUAUCCAUAAGUAAUCUAUAGUCUCUUAUUGGAGUUUUUAAGAGAGAAUUUCUGCAACUCAUUACUAUUUCUGAGAGCUUAUCGUAAUUCUUUUUACUUUGGCGUCAGUCACCCAUCAGCAUUUGGUAAUAGCAACAUCACAACACCUUAUAUACAUUAGUUGAUAGGAAUGCAUUAGUUGAUAGGGCCUAAAAUUUAAAUAAGAAUUGAUCACCAAGAAUGUUGUGUUACUCAGCAAUAACUAAAAUAUUUUCAAAUCAAGGAUUCGAUCUGCAAUUCCUGUUUCUUUAAAAAGCCAUUACAUUUUCUUUUAGAACUACGAUCUACUCGAUAACAUAUUAUUAUAAUUUCCACAUCUUGAUUUAAAAUUCAAGAGGAAAUUGAUGGAUGCAGAUGAUCCAUUCGUAUGUGUCCGUCAUAGUCGGACUCAAUAAUGGCCAAACUUUUUCCUUACUGGGGAGCUAAAAUUAAAAUAUAUUCCAGUUGUCUGAGUGACAAAUUUCCUUGUACGAAUUAUUUCAUAUUAUUCAUGUCAUUUGCUACAUAGAGCACAGAUUUCAUACUCUUUUUGAGUUUAUUUCUCAAGAAGCUCAUUUACUUAAACAGUGAAACAUAUUUGAGGGUUCCGCCAAGAGCAAAACCACUACUUCUUAUGGUUUACUAUUUCCCAUACAUGUUUCGAUGCUCUCACUCCAUCCCUAGACAUUAUGUCUUUAUUGUAUUUAGCGGUACAUUUGAUUGGUCGUGUUAUCCUUUGCUUCCUAUAUUACACGAGAUAUUUCCAUACGAUUCUGUCAUCUGCAAUUUUGUUGAUGUUUGUACUGGUUUUCAAAACUUAACAGUCCUGUCACUUAAAAACAAAACUACGCAUUCCUAUGUUGUUUAAAAAGGAACGAAACUACAGAUGAAAAAAUUGAAAAAAAUCUGUCACCAGUAAUGCAGAAGGUAGACAGCAACACCAGCAACGAAAGAGAACACUGGGCGACGUAAAAGUACCGAAACAUUUCUGGGAAAUAUUAAACAAGAAGAAAUAGUUUUCAAGGUAGAGUGCUGAAAUACAUUUCGUAAAUAAAAUAUUUCUUAGCGCUAAAGAAAUGGGUUCAGUCAGCGCCUGCACCAUUUUACGAUACAAAGUUUGUGAACGAGUCACACUUAACACCCCUAUUACGCGAAUAAUGGUACGAUUCCAUGAUAUAGCAUUGUACCACAAUGAUUACAGAUAAAACAAAGUACACAAACCACUAGUAAGAGGAACUCAAAGUUUCUUUAAAACAUCGUUCGCUGGUACACAGCUCUUGUUCACCGCCGGCUGGAACGUAGUCUUGGAAACAUGUGUUUUAUAUGUUUUUUUUUCCUACGUAGAUGCUGUUCACACCCAUCACACCUGGUGUGUUUCAAGACUCAUUUCAUUCCCCUAAUAAGUUAUCAAAAUCUCUCAGCCCAUGGACAUUACAAUGGUAAUUCCAACCCAUAUAGAUCUUCUCUACAGAAACGGAGGCAAUAUUAGUAAUGCUGCCCUUGAAUAUUUUAUUGUACGUGAGAUUUGUUGUCUAUAACGAUAUGAACAAUAUAAUUAAAUUAAAGAGAGAUCCUAAAGUUCCUACGCUGAUGCUAUUAUACUACUGUAGUAUUUUGUUACAGAACGAACUGUAAGACUGAUUAGCAGUUCACGUAGUGUAGGGAACUAUUUUACAAUACUAUUUUAGGACUAUAUAUAAACUUUUAAUUCUAUCAAAUGCAGUCUAUAAGAAUAUUUCUUCUGUAUUAACAACUGCAUGUUUGAGAGGAAGAGGAAAAACAAGAAUUUCUUUUGUAGAAAUAUUACAGAAGUGAGUAUUUAAGCGGAUCUUUUGUGCCGUAUGUUGCAAAGAGAACAUUCUUCACUCUCGAUGAACCAACGUUAUCGAUUGACAAUUGAAAAACACCGUUAAGAACUUAGUAAAUACUUUGUUACAAGCAAGCAGGAAGUUUUUGUCGUCGUCGCUUCAUGUAAAUGUUAUCUUUAACUUUCGACUAGUUAUGUGUUUCAUUCAUUUGGAUGUAUGCAGAACAAUCCAGUAUUCAUCUGGAUGCAUGCAGAAGAUACGCGAAAAUGAAGUACUCUGUUGCAGAAUACUACUUUCUAUUUACAACCUGCUGAUAGGAAAUCGUGUCUUUUUGGUUAGGUGCAUGUCUUCUUACAAAGUGGUCACUCAUAUAUUGGUAGAAGUUAUUUACCAGCAAAGUAUACCAUAUGAACCAGUGGGUAUUUUUCCCUGUGUUAUGAUCCAUAUGUGGUAAGCAGGCCAUAAUACAAACACUAAAGGUAAACUCUUUAUUGCUUUCUUGUUAAUGGCAAAUAAAUAUUCGUAAAAAAUAACGAAGGAGAAAAGUUAUUUAUUAUAGAAACGUUAAUUUAAAAUAACAAAGAACGUUGUUUAUCUUUUCUGGAUCGUACCAAAAAAUUCUAUUUCUUUAAUUCGUUGUAACUGUUUUUACUUGGAUAAAAUCGCUUCAUUUUGUAAUGAAAUUAAACCUACGGAAGUAACAGGUUCUUCUGCUGCCACAGGCAAUAAUUUGGUGUACAAUUUGAUCACGUAUUUACCAAAUAGUGAAAAUUUAGUAUAUGAUAAUUACUGUCUCUGUUUAUAAGACAUCAUGAUAGAACAUCAGAUACUAAAUAAACGUAAGCUAAAUAAAUGUCUAGGACUUAGUGACGUUAAAAUUCAAUCAAACUUUUUCGAGCGAUGGCAGUUAUCCCUUAAGGAAAACCUCAAAGUUCUGAAAAUGUGACUGUAUACUGUGAAUAAUUAUUUAACUAGUAAUAUUCGUAUCGAAUAAUCUCAUUGUGCAUGUCAUAUUAUUUGUGAUAUAAACAAUUAAGACGAACUGUUGAGGUAUUCAGAAGCUGUGAUACUUUUUGUAAGAGUGUUGUUUGUUAUAU